AGCGACUCCACUUCCUCGUAGGUGUGAGGAAACAAGCCUAACAUGCGUGGCGAUCACUGGUACCCACGGAAAGUGCGCGUUCGUCAAGCCUGCCGCUACGCUCCAGGACAGUUGUUCUCCUUACCCGGCCAUCCAGAGUGCGUACCCAGGUUUGGGGGUACUGUUCUGGGUCAGAGACACUCACUGUGGCCCCUGGCUUCUCGGUCAUGAAUAGCUUCAAGGGCAGGAUGGGCCAAGACGUGGAGAAGCAAGGCCACAAGCUGCCAAAGCAACACUGGAAUGACCCCAAGGGCAAGGUGCCCACAGACCGCACCAUGGUGGUGGGGGGCAUGGCCGGGGGCGGCGGCAACGCCGGCAAAACCGCCGGGGGCGUGGCCAAGAAACGGCGGCAGCGGUACGUGGAGAAAGACGGCAAGUGCAACGUUCACCACGGCAAUGUGCGGGAGACCUACCGCUACCUGAGCGACAUCUUCACCACGCUGGUGGACCUCAAGUGGCGCUUCAACCUGCUGGUCUUCACCCUGGUCUACACCACCACCUGGGUCUUCUUCGGCCUCUUCUGGUGGCUCAUCGCCUACAUCCGCGGCGACCUGGAGCACGCAGACGACGAUGGCUGGACGCCCUGCGUCAACAACCUCAACGGCUUCGUCUCGGCCUUCCUCUUCUCCAUCGAGACGGAGACCACCAUCGGCUACGGCUACCGCGUCAUCACGGACAAGUGCCCCGAGGGCAUCGUCCUGCUGCUGGUGCAGGCCAUCCUGGGCUCCAUCGUCAACGCCUUCAUGGUGGGCUGCAUGUUCGUGAAGAUCUCGCAGCCCAAGAAGCGGGCGGAGACGCUGAUGUUCUCGCACCAGGCCGUGGUGUCGCUGCGGGACGGCCGGCUGUGCCUGAUGUUCCGGGUGGGCGACCUGCGGAACUCGCACAUCGUGGAGGCCUCCAUCCGCGCCAAGCUCAUCCGCUCCAAGCAGACCAAGGAGGGCGAGUUCAUCCCGCUCAACCAGACCGACAUCAACGUGGGCUUCGACACCGGCGACGACCGUCUGUUCCUGGUGUCGCCGCUCAUCAUCUGCCACGAGUUCAACGAGGGCAGCCCCUUCUGGGAGAUCUCACAGGCCCAGCUCGCCCGCGAGGAGUUUGAGAUCGUGGUCAUCCUGGAGGGGAUGGUGGAGGCGACAGGGAUGACGUGCCAGGCCCGCAGCUCGUACCUGGACUCGGAGGUUCUGUGGGGGCAGCGCUUCACCCCGGUCCUGUCUCUAGAGGAGGGCUUCUACGAGGUGGACUACGACACCUUCCACCACACCUACCCCACGCCCACGCCCGCCCUCUCCGCCCGAGAGCUGGCCGAGCUGGCCAAGAAGGGCGAGGAGAUCCCCCUGCCGCCCCCAUCUCCCCCCGAGGCCUCAGAGGAAGCCCCCAGCCGGGCAGAGGAGCUGGAGAGAGGGCAGGAGGAGAGCGGCGGAGAACCGGAGGGGGACGGCGAGAACGUCACCAACGGCGACGUCAACAAGAUGUAUGGCGGGGACGAGUGA
Conger conger (European conger) is the source of this 1529-nucleotide messenger RNA. RefSeq names its product potassium inwardly rectifying channel subfamily J member 21 (gene kcnj21). Gene Ontology annotation, cellular component: plasma membrane. The coding region runs from base 207 to 1529 and encodes 440 amino acids. The record is from RefSeq and is a predicted model, not a curated record. Gene Ontology annotation, biological process: potassium ion import across plasma membrane; regulation of monoatomic ion transmembrane transport. Gene Ontology annotation, molecular function: inward rectifier potassium channel activity. Lineage: Eukaryota; Metazoa; Chordata; Actinopteri; Anguilliformes; Congridae. The transcript is spliced from 4 exons.